Messenger RNA from Pestalotiopsis fici W106-1, 1167 nucleotides. RefSeq names its product Methylthioribose-1-phosphate isomerase. The coding region runs from base 1 to 1167 and encodes 388 amino acids. The transcript has a single exon. NCBI's taxonomy places the organism in Eukaryota, Fungi, Ascomycota, Sordariomycetes, Amphisphaeriales, Sporocadaceae. The record is from RefSeq and is a predicted model, not a curated record. Gene Ontology annotation, molecular function: S-methyl-5-thioribose-1-phosphate isomerase activity.
AUGUCCUCCCUUCAGGCAAUCCGCUACCAGCGCGGCGAGUUGCUGGUUCUCGACCAACUACGACUCCCUCACGAAAACCACUACGAUCCCGUCACAACCUCGGAAGAGGCAUUCGACUGCAUCCGAUCUAUGCGUGUGCGUGGUGCACCUGCUAUUGCCAUAGUAGCUGCCCUCGGACAUGCCGUCGAACUUCACAACGGCGCCCUCGCGGCCUCUGCUGGUCCCUUUGAUACCAUUUCUUACAUCGACUCGAGACUAGACUACCUGUACGAGUCUCGUCCUACAGCAGUAGAUCUGGGAAACGCCAUCACGCACCUCAAGAAAGUCAUUCGGGAAGCUGAGCUCGACCGCUCCAAGAUUGUACAGGCAUACAUUGAGGCGGCCGAAGAGAUCUUCCGCAAGGACACAGAAACCAACAGAUCCAUCGGUGCCCAUGGCGCUUCAUGGCUCCUAGAGAAUGCGCAAGUCGCAACAUUGGAGGAGAAAGUCUCGGUUCUCACCCACUGCAACACUGGCUCUCUGGCCACUUCGGGCCACGGCACUGCCCUGGGUAUAAUUCGCUCUCUUCAUGAGCAGGACAAGCUGGUCCACGCCUUCUGCACAGAGACCAGGCCUUAUAAUCAGGGAAGCCGACUCACAGCCUUUGAGCUGGUCUAUGAAAACAUCCCUUCGACACUCAUCACAGACUCCAUGGCAGGUGCUCUGUUCAGCACACGAAAGCAACAAGACCACAUUGCAGCAGUAAUCGUUGGCGCUGACCGCGUGGUCCGUAACGGUGACACUGCAAACAAGGUUGGAACAUACGCUCUGUCUGUGUUGGCGCAUUAUCAUGGUAUCAAGUUCAUGGUAGCGGCGCCCACGACCUCCAUUGAUCUGCACACCGAGACCGGAGCCGAAAUCAAGAUCGAGGAGCGCAAGCGCGAGGAGCUCACGCAGAUCAGCGGCGCCGUUGUCGCAAAGGACGGCAGCGUCGACACCAGCAGAACAGAACGGGUUGCCAUUGCUGAUCAGAGAAUCGGCGUAUGGAACCCUGCUUUUGAUGUGACACCAGCAGAGUUGAUCGAUGCUAUCGUGACAGAGAAUGGUGUCGUGACAAAGGGAGCAGAUGGCAAGUUCGAUUUUCGGCAUGUCAUGCCGGAACGGUGGGCAGAGGCUGUAGGCCAAUGA